AGGCUGAGAGUUGGGAGGAAACAAUUUUAAUUUUUUAUUGACUAUGUCCUCUGACUUUUUUUUUUACUUAGACAGACGUUCGCUGCCAAAGUUACUCAGAUAAUCUAUCCACCAUUCUAGUUCCGAGGCAGAAUUCUCUAUUCUGUUCCAUGAAUAGCUCUUGUUAAGAGGCUUUGACUUAAAGAGUACCAAGAUGAAACUGAAGCAAGGAUCGUUUCUGUGGUACCUCUAUCUGGACAAAAUAUACUGCUUAUUAUCUGUGAGAAAUGUGAAGGCCUUAAUAGAAUAUUUUCACCUUCUUGAUGUGCACUGCAAGAACACCUUGAAUGACGUGCUCUUCUUUCACUUCUUGCAUCAUGUGACGAACCUGAACCGGCCACAGAUCAUGUUUAUAUUUGACAUGCUGGACUGGAAUGCUGUGGGCGAGAUUGGUUUUGACCAGUUCUACAUGUUGGUUUGCAUACUGCUGUCACAUCAGAACCACUUGGAAGAGCAAUUUAUUUAUCGCCAUUCCCGGCCUGUCUUUGAGCUGCUUGACCUGGAUGGGGACCUGAGAAUUAGCCUAGAUAACUUCAGAUUGUACAGCUUUCUCUUCAAUAUUAAAAAGCAGGAACUCGAAGAGCUCUUCCAUGACUUUGAUUUCACAGGUGACCAUCGUCUUAAUUACAAGGAAUUUAAGCUGUUUACAAUCUUCUCCAUUGACAAAUACCAGGAGAGGCAGAAAGCCGAGAAAGAGAAAAAGUAUCCCCUCAAAAAGAGUCUCCAAACAAGGUGA
Molecule: messenger RNA, 775 nt
Organism: Trichechus manatus latirostris (Florida manatee)
Lineage: Eukaryota; Metazoa; Chordata; Mammalia; Sirenia; Trichechidae
Gene: EFCAB9
Product: EF-hand calcium binding domain 9
Exons: 4
Coding region: 194-775 (193 amino acids)
Biological process (GO): flagellated sperm motility; sperm capacitation
Cellular component (GO): sperm principal piece; cytoplasm
Molecular function (GO): calcium ion sensor activity; calcium ion binding
Source: RefSeq, a predicted model, not a curated record